Molecule: messenger RNA, 5298 nt
Organism: Sporothrix schenckii 1099-18
Lineage: Eukaryota; Fungi; Ascomycota; Sordariomycetes; Ophiostomatales; Ophiostomataceae
Exons: 3
Coding region: 1-5298 (1765 amino acids)
Source: RefSeq, a predicted model, not a curated record
AUGACGGGUCAACGGAUCACAAAACGAGAAUGGUACGAGGGCAGUCAGAGCAGAAGGACAAAGAGGGUAACGAAACCCAGUGCAAACGAACUGACACCGGCCUUGGCCGAGCCGGCAGUGACGACAUUCGAGCCGGAGCCAGAGCCCGAACCUGAGCCAGAGCCAGAGCCAGAGCCGGAGCCAGAGCCAGAGCCCGAGCCAGAUCCACUGCCCGAGCCAGAUCCACUGCCCGAGCCAGAGCCCGAGCCCGAGCCCGAACCUGAGCCAGAGCCCGAGCCCGAGCCAGAUCCACUGCCUGAACCAGAUCCACUGCCCGAGCCAGAGCCAGAGCCCGAGCCAGAGCCACUGCCCGAGCCAGAGCCAGAGCCACUGCCUGAACCGCUGCCGGAGCCGGAACCAGUAGAUGUAGAAGUGGAGCUAAUAACCGAAUCGCUACCAGUUGGGCCAGCGGAGCCGGUGUUGGAUGGACCGACAGAGCUUGAGGAAGCAAGGCCAGUUCUUGAAGGGCUAACGGAAGUAGAUUUCGAGGAAACGGAGGUAGAUCUCGUAGGGCUCAGGGCGGUAGAGCUCGAGAGAAUUGAACUAGCGCUCGAAAGACUAAUAGUUGCAGAGCUCGAGGGUGUAGAGCUGGCACUAGAAGGACCAACGGAAGAGCUCGAGAGAAUAGAACUGGUAGACGAAGGGUUAACGGUCGUAGUGCUCGAGGUAACAGAGCUAGUAGUCGAAAGACUAAUAGUUGUAGAGCUCGAGGGCGUAGAGACACUAGAACUCGAGGUAACAGAGCUAGUAGUCGAAAGACUAAUAGUUGUAGAGCUCAAGGGUGUAGAGACACUAGAAGGACCAACGGAAGAAGAGGGCGAGGCCAAAGAGCUAGAUCUCGAAGGGCUAACAGUAACAGAGCUGGCACUCGAAGGACCAACGGAAGAACUCGACGGAACAGGGACGGAGCUGGACGGUACGGACGAAGCAGAGCUGGCAACGCUGGACGAGCUGGUCGAGACAGAGCUGAUACCCGAAGCGGAGCUAAAUGUAGACCUUGAGGCGGAAGCGGUGCCUGACGAAGAAACAGAUGCAGAAGCCGAGGUCGAGGCUGAAGUAGAAGUAGGAGCCGACACGGAGCUAACUGAGCUGAAGGAGACUGAGGCAGAGGCCGAGGCCGAGGCUGAAGCAGAAGUGCCACUUGACGAAGAAGACGAAGAGGCAGAGCUAGAGGCCGAAGUGCUACCUGACGAGACAGAGGCAGAGGCCGAGGCUGAGGCUGAAGUAGAAGUGCCACUUGACGAAGACGACGAAGAGGCAGAGCUAGAGGCCGAAGUGCUACCUGACGAGACAGAGGCAGAGGCCGAGGCCGAGGCUGAAGCAGAAGCAGAAGUACCACUUGACGAAGACGACGAAGAGGCAGAGCUAGAGGCCGAAGUGCUACCUGACGAGACAGAGGCAGAGGCCGAGGCCGAGGCUGAAGCAGAAGUAGGAGCCGACACGGAGCUAACUGAGCUGAAGGAGACUGAGGCAGAGGCCGAGGCCGAGGCUGAAGUAGAAGUGCCACUUGACGAAGAAGACGAAGAGGCAGAGCUAGAGGCCGAAGUGCUACCUGACGAGACAGAGGCAGAGGCCGAGGCCGAGGCUGAAGCAGAAGUGCCACUUGACGAAGACGAAGAGGCAGAGCUAGAGGCCGAAGUGCUACCUGACGAUAUAGAGGCAGAAGCAGAAGCAGAAGCAGACACGGAGCUAGCCGAGCUAGAGGUAGCCGUAGAGCUCGUACUAUUGGAAGAGCUAGUCGACGAGCUUACACCUGAAGCGGUGCUCGAGGUGGAAGGUCUACCCGACGACGAGGCUGUAGAGGCAGAGCUGGUGAAGCUGGACGAGCCGGUCGAGCUGGAGCUGACAUCCGUAGUGGAGCUGGAGACGGAAACGCUGCUGGACGAGAAGCCCGAGGCAGAGGACGUAGCUAAGCUGGAGGAAGUAGCGCUGGCCGUCGAGGAAGACCUUGCCGAGGCGGAGGAUGUAGAGUUGACCGACGCGGAUGAAGAGAUGGUAGAGCUUACCGACGAAGUACUGGCUGAGGCAGAAGUAGAAAACGAGGCAGAGCUGGCCGAGACAGAAGCAGAGCUAACAGAGCUAAAGGAAGAGGACCUGGCCGAAACGGAAGAUGUAGAGAUAGACCUAGAGGACACACUCGCGGAGCUGCUGGUAGAGUUGCCAGUCGUAGAGCUAGACGAUACAGAACUGGAGGAAGCAGCGCUAGCCGACGAGGAUGAGCUUGGUGAGCCAGAGCUAGUCGAGGCAGACGACGUGACAGAGCUGGAGGCCAAGCUCGCAGAGCUGCGCGACGAAACGGAAACGGAGCUACUGGUCGAGUUGGCAGACCUAGAGCUAGUAAAUACAGAGCUGGAGGGAGUAGCACUAGUCGAGGGCGAGCUCGGCAAAGCGGAGGCAGACGAGACAGAGCUGGAGGCCAAGCUCGCAGAGCUGCGCGACGAAACGGAAACGGAGCUGCUGACAGAGCUGGCAGACGUGAUGGAGCUGGCAGAGCUGGCAGAGCUGGUUGAGUUAAAGCUAGCAGAGCUAGCAGAGCUAAAACUAGAAAGACUCGAACUGGAGCUCGCUGAACCGGAGGCGCUGGUAAAGCUGGCAGAUCUAGAAGAUCUAGAUAAGCUUGAGCUGGCCGAGCUAGUAGAGUUAAAGCUAGCCGAACUGGCAGAGCUGGAGCUCGUAAGGGUUGAGCUAGGCCUGCCGGAGCUAAAGGUGCUGGCGGAGCUGGCAGAUCUAGACGAGCUGGUAGAGCUGGAACUCGCAAGACUAGAACUAGGCCUGGCGGAGCUGGAGGCGCUGGCGGAGGUGGAAGCGCUGGCGGAACUGGAGGUGCUGGUAAAGCUGGCAGACCUAGACAAGCUGGAUAAGCUGGAGCUGGCAGAGCUGGUAGAGUUCAAGCUGACCGAGCUGGCGGAGCUGGUGCCGCUAACAGAGCUGGGGGCGCUGGUAAAGCUGGAGCUGGCAGAGCUGGUAGAGUUCAAGCUUGCCGAGCUGGCGGAGCUUGAGCUGCUAACAGAGCUGGGGGCGCUGGUAAAACUGGUAGGUAUCACAGAUCUGGAUAAGCUAGAGCUAACAGAGCUCGAAGAGUUAAAGCUAGCAGAGCUAGCAGAGCUGGCGGUACUGGCAGAGCUGGACCUGGAAGGGCUCGAGCUGGAGCUGACAGAACUGACGGAGCUAACAGAGCUGGUAGAACUGAUAAAGCUGGUAGAGUUGGUAAACCUGGUAGAUCUACUAGAGGAGCUGAUAGAGCUAACAGAGCUGGUAGAGAUAGGAGAGUUGGUAGAUAUAGAGGAGCUGAUGGCGCUGGCAGAGCUGACAGAACUAGGAGACCUGGAGGGACUGAAAGAGCUGGAGCUGGUAGACCUGAUAGAGCUGGCAGACCUAAUGGAGCUGGCAGACCUGAUAGAGCUGGCCGAGAUCGUCGAGUUGGAGCUAACAGAGCUGGAGCUGGCAGAGCUGACAGAACUAGCAGAACUAGAGGGACUGAAAGAGCUGGAGCUGGCAGACCUAAUAGAGCUGGCAGACCUGAUAGAGCUGGCCGAGAUCGUCGAGUUAAAGCUAACAGAGCUGGAGCUGGCAGACCGGGCAGAGCUGACAGAACUAGCAGAACUAGAGGGACUGAAAGAGCUGGAGCUGGCAGACCUAAUGGAGCUGGCAGACCUGAUAGAGCUGGCCGAGAUCGUCGAGUUGGAGCUAACAGAGCUGGAGCUGGCAGAGCUGACAGAACUAGCAGAACUAGAGGGACUGAAAGAGCUGGAGCUGGCAGACCUGAUAGAGCUCACAGAGCUAACAGAGCUGGCUGAACUGGCAGAGCUGGUUAAGCUCGCAGAGCUGGCAGAGCUGGCAGAGCUGACAGAGCUGGUUAAGCUCGCAGAGCUGGCAGAGCUGGCAGAGCUGACAGAGCUAGCAGACCUAGACCUAGAGAGACUAGAGCUGGCAGAGCUAGCUGAACUGGCUGAACUGGCUGAACUGGCCGAGAUUGUUGAGUUAAAGCUAACAGAGCUGGAGCUGGCAGACCGGGCAGAGCUGACAGAACUAACAGAACUAGAGGGACUGAAAGAGCUGGAGCUGGCAGACCUGAUAGAGCUCACAGAGCUAACAGAGCUGGCUGAACUGGCAGAGCUGGUUAAGCUCGCAGAGCUGGCAGAGCUGGCAGAGCUGAUAGAGCUGGCCGAGAUUGUCGAAUUGGCGCUAACAGAGCUAGAGCUGGCAGAGCUGACUGAACUGGCAGAACUGGCUGAGCUGGCGGACCUAGAGGGACUAGAGCUGGCAGAGCUGGCAGAGCUGACAGAGCUAGCAGACCUAGACCUAGAGAGACUAGAGCUGGCAGAGCUAGCAGAGCUGGCCGAGAUUGUCGAGUUAGAGCUAGAGCUGGCAGAGCUGGCAGAACUGGCAGAACUGGCUGAGCUGGCGGACCUAGAGGGACUAGAGCUGGCAGAGCUGGCAGAGCUGGUAGAGCUGGCUGAACUGGCAGAGCUGGUUGAACUGACAGAACUAACAGACCUAGAGGGACUGAAAGAGCUAGAGCUGGCAGAGCUGAUAGAGCUGGCCGAGAUUGUCGAGUUAGAGCUAGAGCUGGCAGAGCUGGCUGAGCUUGCAGAGCUUGCAGAGCUUGCAGAGCUGGCAGAACUGGCUGAGCUGGCGGACCUAGAGGGACUAGAGCUGGCAGACCUAGAGGGACUGGAAGAGCUGGAACUGGCAGAGCUAGAGCUGGCAGAGCUGGCUGAGCUGGCAGAGCUGGAAGAGCUGGGAGAGCUUGCAGAGCUGGAGCUGGCAGAUCUAGAGCUGGCAGAGCUUGCAGACCUAGAGCUAGAGCUAGCAGACCUAGAGCUGGCAGAGAUUGUCGAGUUAGAGCUUGCAGAGCUGGAGCUGAUGGCAGAGCUGGCAGAGCUUGCAGAGCUUGCAGAGCUUGCAGAGCUGGCUGAGCUGGCAGAGCUGGCAGAGCUGGCAGACCUAGAGGGACUGGAAGAGCUGGAACUGGCAGACUUGGAGCUGGUAGAGCUGGCAGAGCCGACUGAGCUAGAGCUGGCAGACCUAGAGGGAUUGGAAGAGCUGGACCUGGAACUGGCAGAGCUGGCAGAGCUGGAACUGGCAGAGCUGGCAGAGCUGGCAGAGCUGGAACUGGCAGACCUAGAGCUGGCUGAGCUGGAACUGGCUGAGCUAGAGCUGGCUGAGCUGGAACUGGCUGAGCUAGAGCUGGCUGAGCUGGAACUGGCAGAACUGGAGCUGGCAGACUUGGAGCUGACAGAAGCUGGAGCUGGCUGA